AGUCGGUGCUAUUUACAUAAAUUUGAGAGAGAAACACAGAUCUCGUACCAAGAUUUUUUUCUUAUUUUCUUUUGAAGUUUCAAUGAAUUCCCAAGAUAAACAGCUUCACUUUCUCAUGUUUCCUCUCAUGGCACAAGGCCACAUGAUUCCAAUGGUGGACAUAGCCAGAAUGUUGGCUGAACGUGGUGCCAAGAUCACCGUAGUCACCACACCAGGCAACGCAGCCCGUUUCGAAAGAGUUCUUGCUCGCACUGCUGAAACUGGGCUUAGUAUCGAUCUAAUCCAACUGAAGUUUCCUUCAGAAGAAGCAGGAUUACCUGAAGGGUGUGAAAAUUUUGACAUGCUGCCUUCUCUAGAUUUAAUUCCAAAAUUCCUCCUUGCAGCCUCAAAGAUGCAACAGCCAGCGGAGAAAAGGUUUGAAGAGCUUAAGCUGAGACCAAAUUGCAUAAUAUCUGACAUGUGUUUGCCUUGGACAAUCAACAUUGCUCGACAAUUGAACAUUCCAAGGAUAUCUUUCCCUGGAAUAUGUUGCUUCUGCCUCAUAUGCUCGCACAAAGUGCAUAGCUCCAAGGUUCUUGACCAUAUAAGCUCAGAAAAUGAGCGUUUUGUUGUCCCUGACCUGCCUGAUCGGAUUGAGAUGACGAAAGCUCAGAUAUCAGUUCCAUCAAAAGAUUGGAAAGAAGUGGCGGACCAAAUGGUAAAUGCUGAGAUAGGGUCUUAUGGAGUGAUCGUCAAUAGUUUCGAAGAGUUGGAGCCAGCAUAUGUCAGAGACUACAAGAAGAUGAGGAACAGUAAAGUUUGGUGUAUUGGCCCAGUUUCCUUAUGCAACAAAGAAGACAUAGAUAAGGCUGAAAGAGGUAACAAGUCUAUUGUUGAUGCACAUCAGUGUUUGAAGUGGCUUGAUUCAUGGAAAUCAAGUUCUGUCGUUUAUGUUUGCUUAGGAAGCGCAUGCAAUCUAACAUCCCCACAGUUAAUAGAGCUUGGUUUAGGCUUGGAGGCAUCAAACAAACCGUUCAUUUGGGUUAUUAGAGGAGGGACUAGUACUACAGAAGAACUACAGAAAUGGAUCAAAGAAGAUGGAUUUGAAGAAAGGACAAAGAAAAAAGGGUUGGUCAUCUGGGGUUGGGCUCCACAAGUAGUAAUCUUAUCACACCCUGCUGUUGGAGCGUUCUUAACUCAUUGUGGAUGGAAUUCAAUUCUUGAAGGAGUAUGCACCGGGGUUCCUAUGGUUACUUGGCCGCUUAGUGGUGAUCAGUUUCCUAAUGAGAAAUUGGUUGCACAAGUUUUGAACAUAGCUAUAACGCUGGGGGUGGAAAAGCCAAUGAUUUGGGGAGAAGAAGAGAAAGUUGGGGUUCAGGUGAAGAGGGAAACUGUUAAGAGUGUUUUAGAGGAAGUGUUGGAUGGAGGAGAAGAAUGCAAGGAAAGAAGAGAAAGAGCUAGAAAGCUUGCGGAGAUGGCCAAGAGAACCGUUGAAGAAGAUGGGUCUUCAUACAGCAAUAUGACAUUGUUUCUAGAAGAAAUUAUGCAACUUGGAAGUAGGAGUGAUCAACAUGAAGUGUAUGGAUAUGAGAAAGAGAUGUGUUAUGUUUGAUAUUAGUCAUUGACUCACAUGAAAUCUAUUUCAUUAGCUAGCACAAGCUUAUGUUGUAACAAUAUUUUUCACAUAUUGAUCCUAUAUAUGCUACAGCUACACUAGUAUAAAUACUACUUUUAAAAGAAAUAAUGCUUGGAAUGGGGAAAUUCCUUUAGUUGCCUAUCAUGCUGUUGUUUUAGAUAGGUCUAUUCUUCAGUAACUGUGGUUUGUUCUGCUUUGUUUUCUGGUUUAGUAAAGUAUUCCAUUUCAAAAAAGAAAGUCCUGAAUGUAAGACACGUGCUUUUAUUAAUAAGAGCCCGUGAAGAAGUCGAGUUAUGAUUUAAAUGAUUUAUUUGGAUAUAUCCUUUCUUUGGUUUCUUGUAAAACGACUUGUCGUUGGUAGAAAUUUGAUUUAUUGUGAUACAUAUCCUCACUCUUUAUCAUUA
Messenger RNA from Humulus lupulus (European hop), 2019 nucleotides. Its product is annotated as UDP-glycosyltransferase 73C11-like. The coding region runs from base 83 to 1591 and encodes 502 amino acids. The record is from RefSeq and is a predicted model, not a curated record. The transcript has a single exon. NCBI's taxonomy places the organism in Eukaryota, Viridiplantae, Streptophyta, Magnoliopsida, Rosales, Cannabaceae. Gene Ontology annotation, molecular function: UDP-glycosyltransferase activity.